Messenger RNA from Synchiropus splendidus (mandarinfish), 4801 nucleotides. RefSeq names its product microtubule-associated tumor suppressor 1 homolog A-like. Gene Ontology annotation, molecular function: microtubule binding. The transcript is spliced from 17 exons. Gene Ontology annotation, cellular component: nucleus; cytoplasm. Bases 211 to 3528 code for a protein of 1105 amino acids. Lineage: Eukaryota; Metazoa; Chordata; Actinopteri; Syngnathiformes; Callionymidae. The record is from RefSeq and is a predicted model, not a curated record.
UAUUCAUUGGAUUUAUAAGAGUUUGCUUCGAUGGAAACACGUCCUUUACUUUGGAGAGGUUUUCAAACAUCAAAACAAAGUGUUUUGGCAGCUUUAGAGGAUGGACUGGACUCAAAAAACUGCAUUUUAUCAUCGAUGUUGAAAUUCUGCUCAGAAUACAUGGAAACAUUCUCUCAUGUGAUGGACGAGUAAGGCCAUCCACACACAGGGAUGAGUGCCACUCUGCCACCUCGAUGGGAGGCGGAAUCUUCCAGGAUGAAGCUCCUAUUUCACUGUGCAGGAGGCUCCAAUGGAAAUGCUUUCCCAAUUUCCUCGUCCUCAUCCUCCUGUGCAGACUUGUCAUCCCCUGAGUCACCACGUAGUCAAAGCUGCCUAACAAUCGGUCAGAUUGAAAGCCCAGAUGACUGUGAGAUCGUGGAGCUCACACUGACCACAGCUAUGAGAGAAAACAACCAAAUGACUGGUGAUAUGAUUUCAGAAUGGGUGAAACAAGAUGAGACCAUGACUGGGAAAAUACAAUUUGAUGAGUUUUCUGAGAGCCUAGAGAACUCUGUGUCCAUCUACCUGGAGGCAAAUCAAUACUGUACAGAAAGCUGGGACAGCUUUGACAGCAGCAAUCGAACUGACAUCCAUGAUUUUGCAAGCACAACAAACAGCUCCACUCCAGGUGCAGAUGCUACAGAAAUUCCUGCUGCUGGUGAUGAGGAUGAUGAGGAGGCUUUGUUUCUGUCCAUCAGCUCUGAUGUUGUACUUGGGACUGGAAUGGACCUUAUGAAUCAACUGGCUCUCGGUAGCACUGAGGGUUGGUCGUCCGUUGACGAGGCAGUGUCUGACCUCAGAUCUGAAGAACCAACAGAGCUGUGCAUUUCAGAGGACCAACGUGAAAGAAUCCAAGCACCAUCAAACACAAUGUACCUGAAAUUCAGCCACUUUGCAUACUUUGAAUUCAGCCAGCCAGUUAGAGCCUCAACUUCGCGGGGGAGGACCACAUCUCCCAAUGCUACCAAAAGCACUGUAUUAGAGCGAGAGAAAGUGUCAAAAUUUGACCUCAAGAAUGGAAAAGCGAAAGUUGAAUCAACACACUCUCCAACCAAAGCCAUCAGCCCGAAAAAAUGCAUCACUCCUAUUGGGAUGAGAGCCAGGUCCAGGAAGGACAGAAUGAUGACGUCAGACCAGACAAAAACACACUUGAGUCAACCCAUUGGUGGAAAGAACUCGAAGGUCAAGAACAGCCGCACAACACCAGUGGACGCUUUUGCCCGACCAAAGCAAAGGAGUGACACAGUCAGUGGUAAAUUGGCAGUUGUGACAGGCCAGGAAUUCUGCUUAGAUCCAGCCACACAAACAGGGCUGACAGAAAAUCACGGGGCUAAUGAAGAAUUAAAACAUCCUGAAGGAGCUACUGUUGGGGAAUCCAGAGAGAACCCACAGAAAGUCUCAUCCAAACUGGGGCCUGGUUCAAGGAACUAUGGGAGAAGUCUCAAGGCGGAGAGAGAAUCAUCUCUGUUUCCAAGUGCACCGAAAGGACCUCCAGGACAAGGUAGCGCUGGGCCCAAACAGAACCGUCCAGAUGUGUGCACAUCUGUGAAGGAGGAAAAUGCAUCUACUCCUGCAAGGAAGCCCAGUGCAAGUCUGGGAGUUCCUAAAGCUUCACCAUCUUCUUUGGCUGUCCUUGAUCUCACCGCCGCCAAACCUUCAGCCAACCAGCACACAGCAGCCUUACGAAGUGAUUCACAACUUCCUCACACCCUUUUAUCUAAACUUCCUGUCAAGGGGCUUGCCAGUGGAAGUGAGCUCACCAGUGUCACAGUCAAAGGUAGUGGUGGAGCACCAACAGGAUUAAAAAUCAAUGAACGUGGGAGUAAAAGCAGCCUCCCUGGGAGCAGUGGGAACACGCCUGCCUCGUCCUCCACCAGCACCAGUGUUCGCAGUGACACUGCAAAACCUCCUGCUAUGAGAAACAGAACACAGUCACUGCAAGCCCGAACCAUGACUUCAGGAUUGAAGAGUCCUUCCGUCAAUAAUCACAAUGUGAUUAAGCAGUCAUCUGUUCAUCCUGCAAAGGUCUCUUCUUCUACAACACCCAAAAGCUUGCCACUGCAGAGAAGUGGUUCAGCACGACUCAGUCGACUGAACAACACAGUGGACAAAAACAAGUCCCGGGACAUUAAGGGAAGGUCAACAACAAGCAAUGCUCUGGUACCACCUGCUGCUGGAGGAAACCAUCACAGUCCUGUGUUAGAUCAGGUCGUAACAGAUGUGGCCACACCUGCUACCAAUUCUGACAACAGAGCUCGUUGUCUCAGGCAAAAGGCGAAAACCUCUUUGCGAACCAGUCCAGAAAGAGGAUUAUGCCUGCAGAAUAUAUCCAAUCUGGGCACACCUACUCUUACAGACCAGAACAUAAUGGCUAAACCGACCUGGAGCAAGGCCGAGGCGGAGAAAAAGAAUCAAGCUGUCAGCCAGCUGAAGCGGCUGCUGGUCCAGGGCAACAAGAGAGUGGAGGCCCUUGCUACAGUGAUACAGCAUCUUUUUACUGAGCAUGAGGAGGCGCUUAAGCAGAAGAAGGAGUUGUCUCUGCAGCUGAUCAACCUCCGGGAUGAGCUGGUGGCCUCGUCCCGGUGCUGUGAGCGGCUGCACAAGGAGAAGGAGGAGGUGCAGGUCAGUUUGGAGGAGACGCUGAGGAGACUGCAGGAGCAGCACAAGGAGGAGCUGGUGCAGUUGGAGAACAGGUUGAGGGACUUCUACCAGGCAGAAUGGGACAAGGUCCAUGAGACAUAUCAGGAGGAAGCUGACAAGUGUCGUGCAAUCAUGGAAAAACAGGUGGAUGUACUGAGGAGCCAGCAUAUAGCUGAGAUCCAGAGUCAGAUGGAGGCUCACAGCCAAAGGAUGGAGGGUCUGCAGCAGCAGCACAAGACAUCACUGCAGGAGCUGAAUGUGAUUCACCAGAAGGAGCUGGAGAACCUGCAGAAGUCUCUCAUGGAAACAGAAGCGUCACUUUCUGAGCAGCUUGCUGAGCUGUCAGCAGAGAAGAAGUCGUUGUUGGACAGGCUUCGGGAAGAGGAGGAGCAGAAGAGGAUACUUGCUGACAGGAAUCUGAAGGAUUCCCACACCAUGUACUUGGAGCAAGAGCUGGAGAGUCUGAAGGUCGUGCUGGAUAUGAAGAACAAUCAGCUGCACCAGAAGGAGAAGAGGCUGCAGGAGAUGGACAGACUGGUGGAGACUAAUGUCAAACUGGAGGAGUGUUUAAAGAAGGUGCAACAGGAGAAUGAGGACUACAAGGCCCGGAUGGACAAACAUGCUGCUUUGUCAAAGCAGCUGUCAAGUGAGCAAGCCAAACUUCAGCAAACACUGCAGAUGGAGUCAAAGGUCAACAAGCGUCUGUCCAUGGAGAAUGAAGAGCUACUUUGGAAACUGCACAAUGGCGACUUGUUAGCAAGUCCCCGUCGACUCUCUCCCACAUCACCUUUUGCCUCCCCACGGAACUCUGCCUCCUUCCACACCACAGCCCCUGUGUCCCCCAGAUAACCUCUGUCAGACUCCAGACAACCAGCCUUCAUCUCUUGCCCACUGACAAGGAGCGUAGUGAGAGCCUGGAGAUUAAGCUGAGAUCCUCUGCAUGGCAUUGUCCCAGGAUAAUCACAUUCCUCAGCUGGAUGGAGGAACACCUCAGGGUCUACGAAUAACAGUUCGUCCCUCAUCAGUGUUUGCGAUGAUGUACAGUCUUAGUGUCCACUUGAACAACUCCAAAGAGAGCAGGAGACUGAAUCACAGCUUACUUCACUGGUCUCAUCUGUGGAUUUCUUUUUGUCCCAAAGAGCGAAGCUCAAUCAGGUCAGUGAUGGAUGGAUUCUCACAUGGAGUGAAAUACUGACACUUUGAACCUUUGCUCCCGAGUUCACAAGGUGUGAGCCCCCUCUCUACUUGGUGGAAUGUAUCAUCCCUGGAUGUCAAUACACACGCGCACACACAUCGUGUUUUUGUGUUUUGUGUGGACCUCUCAUUGCCAUAACAUUCCCCCCAGUCUCUCAACCUAAACCUCCAAAACAAAUGGCAAACCUUAACCAGGACUCUGUACCAAACCUAUAUUCACUUAGAACGUCUCCAUUAUUUUUUAAGUUUUAAUCCUCAAACUGAUUAAUCCUCAAACUGAGACUUGACAUCUGGCGAUGGGAAAAUGUCGCUAAAAAAUAGAUAAGGUCACCACAAGUCGGUGUGUGUCCAAGAAUCGGUCCCCACAAGUACAGCUAUACAAGGACUUCUCACACACACAUGCACAUGCACGCACACUGUCGUUUGGCUUACAGAAGGCUAGACAUUCGGUACUAAUUCUUCUUUGUUUGAACCUUUAUGAGGACUAAUCCUUCAGAAAGCAAUAUGGCAAUGAGAAACCUCACAAUGUCCCCACAAAUAUAGGAAUACAAACAUGUGUGUCUGUGAGUGUGUGUCGGUCUGUUCAUGAGUAAAUGUCUUUUGUUUUGUUGUUUAUUUCUAUAUCUCUUUUUUCUGUUGCCAAGGUCAAUCUGAAUUACCAAUUUCAAAGUGCAGCUUUAGUCUCCCGAUGUGAAACACAGACAAGACCCUCUGUCACUGGCAGUCUUUGUUCAACAUAUUUGCCAGUGACAACAGUUAGAUUUCUUACCCCAAAACACACACAUUGCGAUGUUGAAAAUUCAUGUGUGCUUGAUCCUGCUAAAUGUGCACGUCAUGACGUUCUUUGUUUAAUUUGGUCCCUGACAUUGCACAGACUGUUCAAGGACACAAUUCCAGUUUUUUUUAGAUCAGAUCAUCCAGACCUCAU